Molecule: messenger RNA, 1251 nt
Organism: Salvia splendens (bonfire salvia)
Lineage: Eukaryota; Viridiplantae; Streptophyta; Magnoliopsida; Lamiales; Lamiaceae
Exons: 1
Coding region: 1-783 (260 amino acids)
Source: RefSeq, a predicted model, not a curated record
AUGGAAGUUUGCUGCGAGUCAAUGGCCGGAUCAGAACUGGAUUUCAGCCGUUAUGUUCUGCUGCUUGAAGGCGAGGCGGAGCUGCCUAAGAAGGUCUUGACCAACCUAUUAAAUGAGCUUGAUGUACUGAUUGAAACAGGUGAGAAACAAAAGCCCAAGAACCUAAUAGAGCUUCUUAUGAAAUCAAGGAACUUCAAUGGAGUGAACGAGUUUGACAGCAAUCAAGUCCCAAGCCUGCAUUCACUUGAACCCCCCAACUGCUGGUCUCUGCCUGUGAUGACACUAGGAAGCAGCAUAGCCAUAGCGCUCCCCAAUAUAAACCCCAACAGGGUUAAGAAGCUGAUACGUGGGAUCAGGGACGGCCUAUCCCUCGUAGGGCUCAUUGAGAAAACACUCAACAGAGUUAGAGACCCAAAAAGCAUCAGGAAUGCAGCAGACAGGGUGUGGCUGGGGAUCGAGCUCUACGGCCAAUGGGAGAACAAGACUGGGAACCUAAAGGGGACAACGGGGAAGGAGAUCCUGCAGAAGCUCUCAGACGCAGCAAAGAAGACUGUGGUCGACUUCAUGGCAAGCACUGACGAUUUCUUGAUGCAGAACCCGGUGAACUGGCCGUCUAAAGUGACAGCUGCUAACUCAAUGUACAGGGUGAGCCAGACGAUCUUGAUAUCCCACAACGAUGGGGAUGAUCAGACUAAUGAUGCUUUGUUUGAGAGGCUGUGUGUGAUUAUCUCAGAGAUAUUGGCUGCUUGUCUCACCAAUUUGGUACGUGUGAUAAAUUCCUAGAGUCACAAAAAUGUGGUGAAGGAGAGGCAGGAAUGUACUAGCCAAGCUGCUCUACUUCUAGGCGAGACGCUAGAGGUUCUUGAAAUUCUGCAGCACCGCGAUCUUCCGGGCUUGUGCUCGGAAAAUGCAGCCGAUAUUGAUGAGAGUGGAGGGCGUUUAUGGAGCACGGGAAUGAGGAUUCACCAAUUCGGAAAUCGGAUGAAGAGCGUGUGUGCAUUGAGAUGGAGGGAUUUGUUGUAGACGGAUUGUGAUGAAUAUUGGAACCAUAAUUAGACGGUUUUGGUAGCAUAAGAUUUCUUUAUGACAAGAUAAAUUGCAUCUGAUUUGUUUUCUAGCAUGACAUUUCUUUCAACAAGAUUAUUGCAUCAUGUACUACUUGUAAUCAACUUAUGCUUUCCACCUAAUUCUCAUCCAUAUUUGAAUUUAGGAAUCAAAUUGGCACAAAGAUAUGUGUGAAAUUCUUUGUUA